AUGGAAAGCACAGCAAUGGAAUCAGUGGAUGGUCGUUUCAGUGGUUUCAGCCACACCAAGAUGAUGAUGGCUCUUGUGGAACACUACAGUUCGAUACCCGACCAAGACCUCGUCGUUUCAUGGUUCUCGACCUCGGAAGACCUGAACAGCGCACCCGUUCGCGCCACCCCUUGCCCCUCCGUUGCCGAUCAAUGGCCAUACGAAGGGGAUGCCUUCGGUCUUGAUGCGAGAGAUAUCUUUGAUACCCAGAUCCCCGACAUCAACCAACGCUUUCCCACUUUCGACGCUUACGCUACCCCCGAAACAGAAAACCCCAUGGCUCGUCCUACCGAUGGAAACAUCCAAGCCCACGCUCAGGGCUUGGUACCCGAGAUUUGUCUUAUUCCCGACUCCCGCUCGGGCGUCAGCACCCCUGAGCCACUGCUGAUGUUCAACAUGCCCACGCCAAGCGAUAUUGACUCGUUCCUCAGCACCUCAAACUUGCUGGCAUUUGAUGAUGCCGCAAGCCUUUUUUCCGACAAUCAAUUUCACUUUCACGGCCCUGCCACGCCAGUGUCGCUAACAUCAUCGUAUCAUCGUCAGAAUGAAUCGAUAGUGAUGGUUCAAGAGCAACCCGUCAUCGAGUAUCAUACACCGUCGGACUUUCUACAAGACUUUGAAGAUGAGCUCGAAGAGACUGAGACAUGUCAGCCUUCGGGGAUGACAAUGCAUGGGCGGGUUGAGGUUCCCAAACCUUCGGAGGCAGCCCUAGAGUCAGCUCCUUCUGCGCCUUUAGGUCCCAUUACAAAAGAUUGGAAGCUUCCUCCGCGCAUCCAACGAAGAAAGAAGGUCAAGCAUCAAAACAACAAUGGAAUGAAAAAGCCCACCAAACCCGAGCCAAGCGGAGGAAGCAAAGCAAGAACCAAACGACGAGGUCCGUAUACCGACGAGAGUAUGAGACAAAACACCGCUCUCACUCGCGUCCUCAAGUCGUGCAUCAGGUGUAGGAUGAACAGGGGUCGCUGCAAUCCCGACCCAUCAGAUCUUGACGGGCCAUGUCUCACCUGCAAGCGCAUCACCGGCCCGACCCUCUGCAAGAUGCCCUGCUACCGCUACAUCGUCACCGACGCCUCUCUCUACCGCGAGCAGAAACAUCCAUCCUUUUCUCAUCGAUGGCAGAGCAUGGACAUCAUCGACAUUCCCGCUUCCGACUGGGCGUCCUCAAACAUUCGAACAAUCGUAGUAUCCCCGGUCCAUGUCGACGCCCCCUUCGAGUUCCGUGUCCGAAAGUUCAACCCUGUAGAAGGAGAUGUGGUUCACGAAAUGUGGAAGACACCACAAGGCAUGAAACAAGUCGCUUUACCGCGCUACGCACUGGCAGAGAUGCACGAAGCAGGCGAGACGCUAAAAGCUUACAUCGAGACGAGCGUGUCCAAGUUCAUCGUAGCGACGGUUGGGCAUUUGGAUACCAUCUUUUGGGAGACGUACGGGAUGGCGUUUAGGCAUAUUAACGAGGCUAAUACAGAACAAGAACGCAGCCUCAUGUCCAAUGUCUUCCGCCUCUGGGUCGUCUGUCGCUUAACCAGCAACCCGGUCUUCAUCUGCGGCCCGGAAACCCUCGACGGAAACCCCAUCAACGACCCAGAAAGCAAGUACUUUGGCCGCGUCCCGAUGCCCAAGAUCAUGACGGCGCAGUUCGAGUGCAUCGAGUACACCAAUUUCCUGCGGCCCUGGAGCAAGGCGGUGCUUAAACAGCUCAACGACCUGGUGCUGGCCAAAAAGAGGGAGUACUGGUUUACCAUUUACUUGGCGCUGUUCGUGUUGUUGCAUAGUUGCUCGAUGGUUACGAGGAGGGAUGCGGAGACGGCUAGGAAGUGGGGGAUGAGGACCGAGUACGCAAACCCCGAGAGCAUCAAAGCCCACCACGCCGGCGCCCAGACAAUACUCGCUCAUUUCCACUUCAUCAACAAAGGCGUGUUGCCGUUUGACAUGCCGCACGAUGAGGCGGGACGACUUGAGCUUGCGAAGGCAGCUAGUUUAAGUGAGGAACAGCUGGAUUUUGUGUGGAAGACGGGGGAUAUGGUUAGGGAUUCUGUGCGAGUCGCACGCAUGAACCACGUUCGCUCACACUUUGACGUCGGGGAUGACUUUUACUGGAUAUCCAUGCUGUACGAUCGGGAGUGGAAGCCUUUGGGGAAUGACUGA
Sordaria macrospora k-hell is the source of this 2184-nucleotide messenger RNA. RefSeq lists its product as uncharacterized. The record is from RefSeq and is a predicted model, not a curated record. NCBI's taxonomy places the organism in Eukaryota, Fungi, Ascomycota, Sordariomycetes, Sordariales, Sordariaceae. Gene Ontology annotation, biological process: regulation of DNA-templated transcription. Gene Ontology annotation, molecular function: zinc ion binding; DNA-binding transcription factor activity, RNA polymerase II-specific.